CUGUGUCUCAUGAGUUUUUGCUUUUCUUUUUCCCUGGUAUAAAAAAGACAGUGAAAAAUAAUGGCAGUUGUUUGUUGAUUGAUUGGAGCAGAGAGAGAGAGAGAGAGAGAGAGAGCAGAGGGAGUGGUAAAGCAACAGUGAUAGCAGAGCCACCACGCAGUAGUAGGAGUGGAGGACGAUACCAUUUCCACGAGAUUCAGCGGCCCUUCAUUUCCAUUUGCAGAAACACUCGAACACCCAUCCAUUUUUGCUAUACCUCUGAAGCCAGGCCAUAUUUGGGGUAAACAUAUCUGGAACAGUGAUCAGUUUAAUAUGAAGUAGCUUCAGUUUGCUAUAAAAAAUACUUGUGCUGCCUGUUUGAGUGUAACUAUGUUCUGGGUUGAUUCUGUAUUGGGAUCUGGUCCAUUCUGGUUCUCAAACUGAAGCCAGGUUUGGGACAUUGAGGCUGAGAUCUGGUCUCUUGUGGAUAUUUAGCUAUUCUGAUUUGUGGGUUUUCUUGGUUUUGUGCCAUAAUUAUUCGGUUAACUGAGAUUGCGUUUGAUUGGGGAACCGGACAACUCGCGAGCUGCAAGCCCAAGCUUUUGUAUAAGAGGUCGAGCGAGAUGAUUUGGGGCUUGGAGCUGAAAUGUUGAGGUUCAUUUGCUGAAGAUUGUUGCGUGAAGUUGUCGAUUCGAAGUUGGAAUCUUUGGGGUUCUGGGCCUGGACUGUGAGGAGCGGAUGAGGCUCAAGUCGAUUGUGCUUUGUAGUGGAACCGGUUUCGGUUGAAGAUCCAGGAGUAGGUGUAGUCUGGGUUUGGCUUCCGUUUCUUUGCAUGAAGGCUCAGACUCUAUAAUUAACUUUGUCCUAUUUAAUGGGUUUUGGCUGUUAAAGGGUAGGGAAAGGUAAAUAUAAGGUCUUAUGCAGUGAAGGGGAAACAGGUGAAGGGAUUAUUCAGCGCUCUCGGGGUUUUUUCUAGGGAUAAUUUGGUGCUUAGUGGUUUUUUGUUAAGAGUGGGUUUGGAUAAGUAGUCGUGAGCUUAAGUUUGAGGUUUAAAGUACUUCUGGAACAUCUGCAAAAAUGAGGCUCUCUUUAGCUGGUUUUAGUCCUCAAACCCAGGAAGGGGAGAAGAGAGUUCUAAAUUCUGAACUUUGGCAUGCUUGUGCGGGUCCUCUUGUUUUGCUACCGGCUGUCGGAAGUCGUGUUGUUUAUUUCCCCCAGGGUCAUAGUGAGCAGGUUGCUGCAUCAACCAACAAGGAAGUUGACACCCAAAUUCCUAAUUACCCAAGUUUACUUCCACAACUUAUUUGCCAACUUCACAAUGUGACGAUGCAUGCAGAUAUUGAUACAGAUGAAGUAUACGCUCAGAUGACUUUGCAACCACUGAAUCCGCAAGAGCAAAAGGAUGCGUUCCUUCCAGCAGAGUUGGCCACCCACAGCAAGCAGCCUACAAAUUAUUUUUGUAAAACUUUGACAGCCAGUGACACAAGCACUCAUGGAGGCUUCUCUGUUCCUCGUCGAGCAGCUGAAAAAGUGUUCCCUCCACUGGACUUCUCCCUGCAGCCUCCGGCUCAAGAGUUGAUCGCAAGGGAUCUUCAUGACAAUGAAUGGAAAUUUAGACAUAUAUUUCGUGGCCAACCCAAAAGGCACCUACUUACGACAGGAUGGAGUGUAUUUGUAAGUGCUAAAAGACUGGUUGCUGGCGAUUCCGUGCUUUUUAUCUGGAAUGAAAAGAAUCAAUUACUCCUUGGUAUCCGGCGAGCUAAUCGACCGCAAACUGUUAUGCCUUCAUCAGUUCUAUCCAGCGAUAGCAUGCACUUGGGACUUCUUGCUGCUGCUGCUCAUGCAGCUGCAACAAACAGCCGUUUCACCAUAUUCUAUAACCCAAGGGCUAGCCCUUCAGAAUUUGUUAUCCCGCUGGCCAAAUACGUUAAAGCAGUCUAUCAUACUCGUGUCUCUGUUGGCAUGCGCUUUAGGAUGCUGUUUGAAACAGAAGAAUCAAGUGUCCGUCGGUACAUGGGUACGAUAACCGGCAUAAGUGACUUAGAUCCCGUCCGGUGGCCAAAUUCACAUUGGCGCUCUGUCAAGGUUGGAUGGGAUGAAUCCACAGCAGGGGAGAGACAGCCAAGGGUGUCCCUAUGGGAGAUUGAACCAUUGACAACAUUCCCAAUGUAUCCAUCAUCUCCAUUUCCACUCAGACUUAAGCGGCCUUGGCAACCAGGACUUCCAUCUUUCCAUGGCAUGAAGGAUGAUGACCUGGGAAUUAAUUCACCUCUUAUGUGGUUACGAGGAGAUCGUGGAAUCCAACCAUUGAACUUUCAGGGAAUUGGGGUAAGUCCAUGGAUGCAACCAAGGCUUGAGGCUUCCAUGCUUGGCUUGAAUACUGAUAUGUACCAAGCUAUGGCUGCUGCUGCACUUCAAGAGAUAAGAACUGUAGAUCCUUCUAAACCACCACAUUCAUCUCUUCUGCAAUUCCAGCAACUGCAGAAUCUCCAGAGUAGGUCUACUGCUUUGAUGCAGCCUCAGAUGGUGCAGCAGCCUCAACCUCAGCAGGCAUUUCAGCAAGUUCGAGAAAACCAGCAUCAAUCUCACUCUCAGGAUCAAACUCAAUCACAGCUUCUCCAGCAACAGUUGCAGCAUCAGCACUUGUUCAAUAGUCAGCAGCAGCAACCGAAACUUGUUGGCCACCAACAGAUUUCAAGUACUGUUUCUACAAUGCCUCAGUUUACUUCAUCCUCUCAAUCUCAGCCACCAUCCUUGCAAGCAAUUUCUUCACUAUGCCAACAGCAGAGUUUUUCUGAUUCAAAUGGGAACCCUGUGACCAGCGCAGUUGUUUCUCCUCUACACAGUCUUUUGGGUUCAUUUCAGCAGGAUGAAUCAUCCCACCUGCUCAACCUUUCAAGACCUAACCCCUUGAUGCCUUCUGCUGCUUGGCCAUCAAAGCGAGCUGCAGUUGAUCCUCUUCUUUCUUCUGCAGCUUCUCAUUAUGCUUUGCCUCAAGUGGAGAAGUUGGGCCUGCCCCAGAAUAAUAUGUCUCCUAAUUCUAUUUCAUUGCCACCUUUUCCUGGUAGGGAAUGCUCGAUAGACCAAGGAGGCACUGAUCCUCAGAGCCAUCUUCUAUUUGGCGUUAACAUAGAGCCGUCAUCUCUUCUAAUGCAAAAUGGGGUGUCAGGUCUUAGGGGAGUUGCCAGUGAUAGCAACUCCACAACCAUAUCCUUCCCUUCCUCCAAUUAUAUGAGUACUGCAGGCACCGAUUUCACACUUAAUCCAGCACUGGCACCUAACAGUUGCAUUGAUGAAUCUGGUUUCCUGCAGUCUCCAGAAAAUGUGGGCCAACUAAAUCCACCAGCAAGAACCUUUGUUAAGGUUUACAAGUCAGGGUCCUUUGGGAGGUCACUGGAUAUCACCAAAUUUAGUAGCUACCAUGAGUUGCGUGGUGAGCUAGCUCGUAUGUUUGGCCUUGAAGGUGAUUUGGAGGACCCUCUGAGAUCAGGCUGGCAGCUUGUAUUUGUUGACCGGGAGAAUGAUGUUCUUCUCCUCGGUGAUGACCCCUGGCCGGAAUUUGUAAACAGCGUGUGGUGUAUCAAAAUCCUGUCACCCCAAGAAGUGCUCCAAGUGGGCAAGCAUCGCCUGGAGCUUCUGAACUCAGUACCAAUUCAGAGGCUGUCCAGUAGCAGCUGUGACGACUAUGCAAACCAGCAGGACUCAAGAAAUUUGAGCAGUGGGAUAACAUGUGUGGGGUCUCCGAGUACCGAAUUAUUCAACCGGUGAAAAAACCAUUAUCUGCUUCUGUAGUAUUAUUAGCAUCUCUACCAACCUUAUGAGGUCUGGCAGGGGUGCUUGAUCUUCGCAUGUAUAAGCAAUUACUGUAAUUAGAUUAUAUAUUUUCAUGUUUUAUUCUAAGCUUUUGAAAUACAUACUAUACAUAUAUAUUAGGAGAUUAACGUUGUUUUUAUUAUCUUGCAA
Molecule: messenger RNA, 3942 nt
Organism: Juglans regia (Persian walnut)
Lineage: Eukaryota; Viridiplantae; Streptophyta; Magnoliopsida; Fagales; Juglandaceae
Product: auxin response factor 6-like
Exons: 14
Coding region: 1057-3747 (896 amino acids)
Biological process (GO): response to hormone; regulation of DNA-templated transcription
Cellular component (GO): nucleus
Molecular function (GO): DNA binding; protein binding
Source: RefSeq, a predicted model, not a curated record